This is a messenger RNA of Pseudophryne corroboree (corroboree frog), 7396 nucleotides long. RefSeq names its product ATPase family AAA domain containing 2B (gene ATAD2B). The transcript has 28 exons. Gene Ontology annotation, cellular component: nucleus. Gene Ontology annotation, molecular function: ATP binding; chromatin binding; histone binding. Gene Ontology annotation, biological process: positive regulation of transcription by RNA polymerase II. The coding region runs from base 316 to 4539 and encodes 1407 amino acids. NCBI's taxonomy places the organism in Eukaryota, Metazoa, Chordata, Amphibia, Anura, Myobatrachidae. The record is from RefSeq and is a predicted model, not a curated record.
CGUGACGCGACCCCCGCACCAUAGAGCUGGCGGCGGCAAGCGAGCGCUCCCUGGCGGCCGUUGUAAGCAGCGACGGUGCCCGCCUGGUGAGCAGCCAGCCCAGCAGCAGAGAAAGGGAAAUGGCGGCCGGCGGCGGCUGUGACUGAUCCGGAGGGAAGCGCGGAGGGGGAGAAGACAGGGCCGGCGGAGGUGUCAGCUGCUGGGGCCGUGCAUGCCGGGCGGCCCGGGACACAGGGCGAGGACAGCAGCAGGGACAGGGGCGGCCGGCAGCCAGGGAGGGAGCGGGGCCUGCGCUGCCCACCGGCCGGCACCCAGAUGGUGAAGACCCGGAGGAGCGCCCUGAAGGGCCCGGGCGUCAAAUUCAUCUCAUCCCGCACCCGCUCCGGGCAGAGGCGGCUGGCUGGGAGAGGCCAAGUGGGCAAGAAAGAUACCGGCAGUGAUGCUAGUUUGAGUGACAGCCACUUAUCACCCCCGGCCAAGCGCGCUUGCAACCAUGCUGAGCCUGCUCUUAAAGAGAGCCCGAAGCCUCGUGCCACCAAACAGCGGGAAGGAUGGAGCAUGGCCACUAGGAGAUCCAGGUUAUUGUCUCAGUCUGGUGCUACAUUACCAAACAGCCACAGCAGUUUAUCUCUUAGAAGCCAUCCCUGCCACACAGAGAAGGAAGGUAAUGGUGACCAUUCCUGCAUUAAUGGCGGUCGCGAGGUCAGAAGAAGCUGCAGAUCAAAGAGUAGCCAAUUCGAAAGUUUGAACCAGAGCUUGCUGUUUGAUCAGCUCGUGAACAGCACUGCUGAAGCUGUGCUCCAGGAAAUGGACAACAUAAACAUACGGAGGAGCAGUAAGUCCAAGGAGGUGGAGCGGCUGCGUAUGUGGACAGACACCGAAUUUGUGAGUCUUCAAAUAGAACAACUGGACGUAAAAGAAAACAUGGAUAUGUAUUCCCGUGUAAAGAGGCGGAGGAAAAGCCUACGAAGGAAUAGCUAUCCAAUCAAAACUCGGCAUGAAGAGUCCUCGGAAGGAGAAGAGGAGGAAGAGGUUUCAGAAGAAUCCCCGGAAGAAGGAGAAGAUGGGGAUGAAGAAGCAGAGGUAGAAGGAGAAGAAAAUGAUCGGCCGUAUAACUUAAGGCAAAGGAAAACUGUGGAGAGGUAUCAAGCGCCCCCUAUUGAACCAGCACAUCAAAAGAAGAGACAAAGCACUUUGUUUGAUACCCACCGAUCUCCUGCAAGAAGAAGCCAUAUCCGCCCGAAGAAGCACGCGAUCCACAGCAGCGACACCACAUCCUCCUCCGAUGAAGAAAGAUUUGAAAGAAGAAAGUCUAAGAGCAUGGCUAAGGCGAGGAACAGGUGUCUGCCCAUGAACCUCAGGGCUGAGGACCUAGCCAGUGGCAUCCUCCGUGAACGGGUAAAGGUUGGAGCCAGUUUGGCAGAUGUAGACCCCAUGAACUUGGAUCGAUCGGUGCGGUUUGAUAGCGUCGGCGGUCUCAGCCAGCACAUUUAUGCAUUGAAAGAAAUGGUCGUGUUUCCCCUCCUGUACCCAGAGAUCUUUGAGAAGUUUAAAAUCCAGCCCCCCAGGGGAUGCCUGUUUUAUGGCCCUCCUGGGACAGGGAAGACAUUGGUUGCAAGAGCCCUUGCCAAUGAGUGUAGUCAAGGCAACAGAAAGGUUUCGUUUUUCAUGCGUAAAGGUGCCGACUGCCUCAGUAAGUGGGUCGGCGAGUCCGAGCGUCAGCUGCGACUUCUAUUCGACCAAGCAUAUGUGAUGAGACCGUCUAUCAUAUUUUUUGAUGAAAUAGACGGGCUGGCUCCAGUCCGAUCCAGCAGGCAGGAUCAGAUCCACAGCUCUAUAGUGUCUACCCUGCUCGCCCUCAUGGAUGGGUUGGACAAUCGAGGGGAGAUCGUAGUUAUUGGUGCUACAAACAGACUUGAUUCAAUAGAUCCAGCACUCAGGAGACCUGGUCGCUUUGACAGGGAGUUUCUCUUCAGUUUACCUGAUGAGAAGGCAAGAAAGCACAUUUUACAAAUACACACCAGGGACUGGAAUCCCAGAUUGUCUGAUGUGUUCCUGGAGGAAUUAGCAGAAACAUGCGUUGGCUAUUGUGGAGCUGACAUUAAAGCACUUUGCACUGAGGCUGCCUUGAUAGCCCUUCGUCGGCGCUACCCCCAGAUCUAUGCCAGCAGUCAGAAGCUGCAGCUGGACAUCUCUUCAGUUGUCCUCAGUGCCCAUGACUUCUACCAUGCAAUGAAAAACAUUGUGCCUGCUUCUCAACGUGCUGUGAUGUCUCCUGGGCAUGCCCUGUCACCCAUUGUAAGGCCAUUGCUGCAGAGGACUUUCUUGGACAUACUCCAUGUGUUACACAAAGUGUUUCCUCAUGCAGAGUUCAGUAAAGACCACAAAAAGAAUGAUAAUGGAAGCCUCCUCUUAGAAGAUAGUGAGGAUGAGAACCCGUUGUCCAUAUUUGAUGUGAGUUGUGUCUCAGGAUCACCAAAGAAACAGCCAGCUGCUCCCCACAGGCCCUUCCUCCACUUUACAACAUCAGCCUGUCACCAGCCGACCUCCUAUCGGCCCAGGUUGCUCCUCUCUGGGGAGCUUGGCUCGGGCCAAACCUCGCACCUUGCUCCAGCUGUCCUGCACAUUCUGGAAAGAUUCUCUGUGCACAGAUUGGACCUACCUGCACUUUACUCAGUCAGUGCUAAAACGCCUGAGGAAUCUUGUGCACAGGUAUUCCGGGAAGCUCGGAGAACAGUACCCAGUGUUGUUUACAUGCCACACAUUGGCGACUGGUGGGAGGCCGUCAGCGAAACUGUCAGGGCUACCUUUCUGACGCUCCUGCAAGAUAUCCCCUCGUUCUCUCCUAUAUUAUUACUGUCUACCUCUGAAACCGUGUACGGGGAACUUCCGGAGGAGGUGAAGUGUAUUUUCAGGGCUCAGUAUGAAGAGGUUUUCAUCAUUUCCCGACCUAAUCAAGACGACCGUUUAAACUUUUUCCAGGAUUUGAUAAUCAAUCAGGCAGCCAAGCCACCUCCUAAAAGGAAAAAAGCUGCUUUGCGAUCUCUGGAAGUCCUACCCCCUGCAUCACCACCUGCCCCCUCCCAGCUGUCUGAGGUGGAGAAGCAAAGGAUGGAAGACCACGAGGAGAAUACACUGAGGGAGUUGAGGCUGUUCCUGAGGGAGGUCACCAAGCGACUGGCCACCGAUAAGCGUUUUAACAUCUUCAGCAAACCGGUGGAUAUUGAAGAGGUUUCAGAUUACCUUGAAGUCAUCCGAGAACCCAUGGACCUUUCCACCAUAAUGACCAAAAUUGAUAAGCAUCGCUACAUGACGGUGCAGGACUUCCUACUGGACAUUGACCUGAUCUGCAGCAACGCUUUGGAGUACAAUCCCGACAAAGAGCCGGGAGAUAAAAUAAUCCGGCACCGUGCCUGCACCAUGAAGGACACCGCGCACGCCAUCAUUGCUGCUGAACUGGAUCCGGAGUUCAACAAACUGUGCGAGGAGAUUAAGGAGUCUAGAACCAAGCGAGGUUUGUCCGUGACUACAGAGCAAGCAAAUCCUCAAACUUCCGAGGCACAGAAGGCAGAAGCCGGAGCAGAGGAAGCUUUCCGGAAUAAGCACAAGAAUACGCUGGAUAUCGGGAACCACUCCGGAAAUAAGUGUCCAUUUCCAGUACGUAGGAAGCACCGUCGACGCUCACAGUGGGGCCGGGGGAUAAUCCGGAAGAAGAAACCCAAUUAUUUAAAGAAAGAAGAAGAGGAGGAGGAGGAUGAUGAGGAGGAAGAGGAAGGGAAUGAUGAUCCCUUGGAGAACGGGGACUGCCUUGAAGAGAAUGGAGAGGAGGUGGGAGAUCACUCGGCAACCAAUGACGAGUCCUCUUGUGACAUUAUGGACAGAGUUGUGGCCCACAGGAAUGGGCCGACCGUGAAAGGCGGCAGCUGCUUAACCACGGAGGAGGACAGCUCUAAUGGGUCAACGGUGGUCAACAGCAAUAGAGCAUUCAAAGACCCCACAGUAGCUGCGAAGGAGCCACCACUUGCUACAGACUACUUAAAUGGGAGCACUUCAUUGGAUAGCUUAGAAAGCACACCACUAUCAGCUCUCCAUAAUGGGAAAGGGGCCCCCAGCGCCCCCGUAACCACAGACAAAGACUCCGGCUCAGGAGCCCACCACAAUAAAGAAUUAGUUAACUGUCAUAAUGAUGCAAGCUUGGAUAGUAACACAGGGCCGCAGCAAACGCAAGUAGCGGGUGACAAUGACGACCUUGAGACGGUACAAGAGAUUGUACGAGAAGAUGCAUCUGGUGGCCUAAUACUGGAUCCAUACUUGGAAGAACAGCUGGACCCGGAGCCGCCAUUAAUUGUUGAUCACAACAGACUAGAGAAACUUCUUGAUACUUUGGUGGAUAAAAGUAACAAUUUAACAGUUGAUGAGCUAGAGAGGUGGUACUCUUUCCUCAGCCAGUGCAUCUACAUCCACAGAAUGGACUAUAACAAGACUAAGCUAGUGGAGGAUUUGGAAAGAACAGUUCAUAAGAUGCAAACAUUCCUGUGAAAGUUGCCAUAACCGCAACGUUACUGCGCGACUCCUCGUGGGAGAGCAGCCCCUCUGAGCUAGUUUAUUUAUUUCUGGUAGCACCAAGUCUGCUCUGAGCCUCUCUCUGUAUCUCCAGUGUUCAACCUCUCAUCUGCUGUUCAAUGAGAUUGGUGCUAUUGUCUCAGGUACCUGAUGCCAACCAGCCUACUAGAACCAAACAGAACUUCACAUCACAGUGGACAAAACUCAACAUCACAGCUUGAAGAUUUGCGGUGCUAAUGGCGGGCGGAUUAAAAGUCCACCCAUCUCUGUUUAACUUCUUUCCAACGCCAGAAAGCCAUCCGCACCAACAUCCCUCUUCCCGUCUUACAAGGGGGUAUCAAAAUUCAUGCGAUGGAACUGAUAAACUGGAUCCUUCAAAAGCCAGGAGCUUGUAUUUAUUACUUUCUGUUUCCGUCUCGUUUUUGUCUCACCGCUCCCUAAAACAUCAACUUUUUCCGGACGUGUCUGGCAUCAAUUAUUUUUUCUUUUCAGAAACAAGUGUGGGAACCGGUCAGUGGCAGCUUAUUACUAAACCCUAGCUCAAAGCUUGCCCCUCUCUGUGCCUUGUAACACUAUAUUAGGGUAUUCUAAUGAUUUGGGCGUGUUGCGGUUAGGAAAGGAACAAUCCGCUUGUGUGUUUGUUUUUUUUGCUUUCGGACAUUUAUAUCUUUCUCCGCAUUCACCUUCAAAUGAGCAAAAUUGAUGGGUAUGUCAGUGGUGCCCACAGUGGUGUCCUGCAACCCAGUUAGUAUUUUCUAUUGGUGCUGGAAACCCUAAGUGGUUAACUCCUCACUGAUAUCUACCUACUUCACCUGUAGUCCUGUAUACCUCUCGCCAGAGGCAAAAAAAUACAAGUAUCUCCGUGAUUUAUGAAUCUGAGGUAAUAACAAAUGUCAAAUCCAUCUACGUAUUCAACAUUGCUCCACUCACCAAAAUUUUUGUCUGACAUCAUUCCCAUCCCCUUUUAGUGUAUAGACCCCCUACCCCCAAUCAUCCUUAAGUAACGCCUGCUUUGGCCUAUUUCCCACAUUUGCCAGGCUUACAAUGUGACCCCUACAUAGGCACCAGUUUGACACUUGAUGUUUUAGUCCAUUGGCACAUGUGUGGCGUGACGGCGCUAAAUAUUUCACUGUUAUGUGGGAUCGUUGACUUGAUAAACAUAUGCUAAGGCUUUGGGGUUUUGUUUUUUUAUAAGUGAUUAGAAAUAAUGACUGAAUUGUAGGAAGGAAAACACAUUGCCAUUUAUUUUUUUUUAGGGUUUUUUUUUUUUUUUUACCUUUUAAUUAAAAAAAAAAAGUUCAAUUUCUGUUAUACAACGAAGACUCUCUAUGCAUCAGAGGCAAACGUCAUGAAAAUCACAUCCCAAAUAAAACCUUUUACCGGUGGCGCUUUGUUAACAUUUUACAGUCCAGUAUUGAACCAGCACGAACAAGUUACUGUAGUGCAUUUUUUUUAUUUGUUUGUUUUCUCUUGUGCAGUUUGUGUUUUUGUGCUUUAUGCUUGCAAAUACCCCACAGAGGAUGCCGGAAUUAUUAUAUAACUCCUUAGUUGCUCUGCCGUCAUAUGGGGAGCAGCCUUCCUCAUCUAUACAGGAAGUAACGUUGAUCUGUACUGUACCGUGGCUGUCCACUGAUACCAAUGGCUAGCAAUCAACUAAAAGCACCAGUGUACUAUCUGUGUAUGUAAUCCAUCAUCAUUUGAUUUAUCUUCAAUCUGUGGUCAGAGUAGGUUAUCAUUACCAUGUUUGGCACGUGAACUAUACAUUGCGUACAGACGUUGCAGACUGCGCUCUGUGAGCUAUCCUGUAGAGCAGAGCAGUCUGGGAGUUUUAGGUGAAGUGCACAUUUUGACUACCCUUUAGGGGCACUUUAACAGCAACUCCACUUUAAACCGAUGGAGCGAUUUAUUCAUGAUCGAUUUGCUUUGCUGCCAGGGCUACAAGUGGGAGAAAGUGCGUCCUAAUAAAGUCUGCAUUUUUAUCCAUUUAGAAAUUACUCUAAAUAAAAUGCUCAAUGAAAACGUAGCAUAUUUAUUUACUUAAAUGGAAGAGUUAUUUGGCUGCCUUGUCUGCGCUACGUUUCUUUUUUAGCUAGAUGCAGGGCUAAAUUUAAUUGUAAUGCCCAAAGCGUUAUCCGAUUGGAACAGAACAGGUUUUUUGUGAAAUAAGCAGUAUAUUGUACGCCACUGAUUUUCUUAAAGCAAGUCUAGCGGAUUGAAAAAUUGGGUUGGCCACUUUUUUUUGGUAAUCCAAAAAAAAAUGUAAAAAAAAAAAUCAUACGCCCACUUUCUUUCUUAAAGGUUUUUUUCUGUGUUUUUUUUUUGUAUAAUCCAUUUUGUAAAUCUGCAUUUUGCUACAAUAACUCAGACAAGCGUUGCAAACUUUCUACGACAGUGAACUUUAAAAAAAAAUAAAAAUAAAAUACUUAGGUCCUGUGUAAUGUAAAUGAGGUCAGCUUUAGUAAUAAAAUUAAAAGUAAGAGAAAAAAAAAAAUUUUAUUUUUAAAAUUAAGUUGAAAUGAAGUUCAGUUGCUGCUGUUUCUGUUAUUCAGUAGGUUUGAUAACAGGCUUUCCCAGCAGAUUUAGACCUAAAAUGUGAGCACAAUUGGGCCAAGAUGGGCAAAAUGUUUAAGGUCAAACACAGAACGGAGGCAGCUAAUUGUGUGGGUUAUUUUUUUUGCCUGAACCAAUUCUGAUGAAAGCGACAGGGCUGGUAUUUCCAUGAGUCACCCAAGUCAGGAGGUCUCGCUUUGCAUGCCAAACAUUUCAGGCGCACCAAAGCCACAAAGAGUUCCAAUGUUAAUCGUCAGACUUUUUUUUUUUUUUUUUGGUUCCC